This is a messenger RNA of Gigantopelta aegis, 2573 nucleotides long. Its product is annotated as DNA polymerase subunit gamma-2, mitochondrial-like. NCBI's taxonomy places the organism in Eukaryota, Metazoa, Mollusca, Gastropoda, Neomphalida, Peltospiridae. The transcript is spliced from 11 exons. Gene Ontology annotation, cellular component: mitochondrion; cytoplasm. The record is from RefSeq and is a predicted model, not a curated record. Gene Ontology annotation, biological process: mitochondrial DNA replication. Bases 134 to 1342 code for a protein of 402 amino acids.
GAAAUGCAUGUGUCUCCAAGCACGUUUGUGAAUCAUUUAGGAUAGCACCUCCAAGAAUUAGCUUACGGCUAACUGUCUAAUAAUACUAUAAGGACUUGGAUCAUGAAGCUACAGUGACUAAGACAGCUCUCCAAUGGGCAGUGUUCCACAGCAGAUUACAUUGAGUCGACUGAUUCCCUUGCUUCGUAUCCAUGGUUUCAUAUCAGAGAGCACCGUUGUGUUGGAUGGUGUCAAGUGGCCGGUCCAUAGCUAUGGAACUCCUGGAACCCUCCUGAGAAGAAACUUACAGAAGGAAUGGUGGGAUUAUAUGGUUGUAAAACAGAAGAAUACAUUUCCUGUGUCAACAUCACUUAUCUCCUCUUCAUGUCUCGGUGAUCUUGGUACAUUUUCUUCAAGUCCUAGUAAUGGUGCUGAUUUAUCUACAAUCCGAACAUCCUUAAGACCUGAUCUUCUGUCUCAUGUUGCUGCAACGUUUCAGCUCAUGGGAGGCCGGUUGCCUUUUUCACUUGCACAAAUGGGGGUCUGUACCAAUCGGAUGUAUGACCCCAAGUGGGAAGAAAAACUCUUGAUUGGUGGUUUGUUCAACACCGAAAUGAUCAGCCAUUACUACUGUCUUCCUGGAGUCUCGUCUCAAGCGUUUGAUAACUGGCUCAGUUUCAGACUGCGAUGGUGGAAACAGUUUUGUAGAAGUCCUUCCAACUUCACAACAGUGGACAAUGGAAAUCAGACAAAUGGGCACCAGUCAUCAAGAAUUGAAUACCUGUUUCCAUGGGGACCAGAAACGGUGGAGACUGUCACCAAUGAAGGAGAUACAGCAAUCCAAGAGAAGGAAAAAGAAACUCAGAUAAGUCUUCGGGUUAAAUCGGGCCGUAAGGAUGUGCUGCCUCACGUGAUAGAAUGCAAGAUGUGUCUGGAACCGGCCACGGCAGCCUACCUGGUGGAUGCAUUCCAAGAGAAGCAGGUCUUCACAGCCAGCACCAAAACUAGCAAGGAAAGAGAACCUCGACAGGUGUUACAUCUUCAUCGCCACUUGGCCCCAUACAAGGUGGCUGUUGCCACAACUGGUACAAGAUCUCGUGAACUCAGGUUGGUAGGCAGCAAGUGGUGUGAUGAACUGCGAGACUCCACUAUGAUGAUACUCGAUACUUCGGACACUAAUACAACUCUGGAGCUCCAGUUUGUAAGGAAUGAUGCCUUGGGAAUUCCAUACACUGCAAUUUUGAAUGAUAAGACUUUAGACACCGGUGUAGCAAGUCUUCGAGGCAGAGACACAGCUCUCAAGGAACAAGUUCACCUGACCCAAGUACAAGAUUUCAUCAUGAGACAUAUUGAACCUGUGUGACAUCAGUUCAACAAGUGAUGUUGUGGAUCUGUUACUGUAACACAAAGCUGUGAUUCUGUAGGAAAGUGUGAUAUCUGUAACAAUCAAAAGAUUCUGUUGGUGGCAUGAAUCUUUUACAUAUUAGAGGAAUGAAAAGCAAGACUAUGAGCAUCGUUUUAUUAUUCGAGGUCACGCAACACAGAUAUUGUAUGCCACUGAAACCCAGGCAUGUUAAAUUGGCCAACUUUAAAUCAAGAUGUAAUUUUACACCAUCUUGAAAAAUAGGGGGCCACAAUGAUUUUUCACACCCAAAAACACAGGACCUUAAAAAGUAGGUGUUCCUUUUGAUCUGUUUUUUUUUUUAAAUCAUACAAUAGAAAAAUAAUAAUUGGCUCUAGCAAAAUGUUUCAUAUAAAACAUUAUUCCUGUUCUUUUUACUCCAAAUGAAAUUCAUUUACCAAUCUUUUUUCUUCUCUUGGGUAUUUAACCCCAUUGGCUAUUGUAUCUGUCCUAACAGAUGGUUCGAAUUGAUCGACACCAUCCACCUAUUGCAAAAUACAAAAUAUGGGCAAAAUUCAAUCAAGGACAGAUUAUUUAAAUUUUCUUCCACCAAUUAAAAGUGAAUUGGUACAGCACAGGAUGUGUCAUAAAUAUCAUGGACUGCGAUGAACAAAUUGACUUAGAAGUGUGAAUCGAGACCUGAGGACUUCAGCUACUUGUACAACUGAAGAACUUAGGGUUGGCACCUACUUCGAACAUUGUGACACAAUUUCCCCAAGCCAUAGGCGAUUGGAUACCAGUAGGCUGAAUUUGAACACUGGAAAUCGGAUAUGUGACAAUGCAGGAUAUUAAUAUACUUAACAGGAUCACGCGAGACAUGAUUCAAUACAGAGCAUUCUCUAGAAGGACCACUUUUUUUUUUUUAGAAUAUAUUAAUACUUGUUGCUAUAAAACAUCUGUUUGUCUUAACAGAUACUUUGGGAUCAGUCUUUUACAGCAUCUCGAAUAGAAUCUUGAACCAGUCUGCUGUGCAAGAUUCAGAUUCUACAUGACUGGUCCUACAAACUCAACAAUAACCCAUUUUGGGGGCAUUUGUGAAUAGUACAGCCCCUAGAUUCUGGACUUACACAGAACACAAAUAAUCAAUAUGUUGUCAAUAUAUCACCAUUAUACUACAGAUCUGCAAUGACUCUGCCUUUGUAUUGUUGCAACUGCCUGUAUAAAUUCCAUGAUAAAGGUAUAGAAAAUAUCA